AUGUUGCGACUAGUACGACUAGCGAGCACAGCAGCUGCCCCGACCCCAGCACAAGCACGCCCCGAGCUCCGCUCGAUCCUCCCUUCGAAACGCACCAUCAACCGUCUUUUAUUCGAUGAAAACUCGCAGGUCACAUACGCGAAAAUGAUGCCGGUGCUCGAACAAAUCUACACCAACUUAUCCACCCCUUCCAAGAUCGAAAUCCCCCCCACCAUAACAUCAAACGACCUAAUGACCUUCCGCUCGAUGCUUAAAUCGAUGCGCACGCAAACGCAGUCCAUCAACACCCACCUCGCGGCGCUCGAGAUGGAACUCGUGGAGCAAAGCGCCGAAAUGGGCAACUUGGACGCGAUCACCAUCCUCGCGUACCGCACCAUCCAAUCGCAUCUCAAGCGCGACACGGUGGUGCUGACGCAAGACAAGCGCGACUUCCAACAUGCAAAUGAGCUCGUGCGCCAAUUGACGCAGAUGAAGCAUCCGCUCGUGUUCAAGAUGGGCGGCGACCUCGCGUUGCUGAAGCUGAUGUGGACCCAGGCGCAUGAUUACUAUACGCGGUUCUUGGCGUUGGAUAAGGAUAGUGUUGACGCGGGGCAUGUGCAUUAUCAAUUGGGGUUCUAUUUCUACAAUUCGCCGAGGGACGAUGUGCGCGAUCAUGAUGUGGCACGCGCGCAUUUUUUGAAGUGUAUUAAGCUUAGUGAUCUUGAUUUGUCGGCGACGAAGGCGCAUUAUUAUUUGGGCCAGAUCUAUUUGCAAGGUGGCGAUUUUGCGAGGGCCAAGUAUCAUUGGGAGAUUGCGGCGUCGAAAGCGCUUUUGGAGUCAUUCCAGGCGUUGGGGUUUUUGGAGAUGAACAAGUUGGGCAAUUUGCAUUUGAGUGUUGAGUGGUUCAAGUUGGGCAUCGAGGCGAACAAGUACGAUGCGGUGUGUCUUGUUGGCUUGUUUGAUUGUUUGUACAAGAUGAAGCGGUACGAUGACGCGGUGAAGCAGUGGAAUAAUUUGAAAAACUUGAAAAUGUAUUUCGAUAAAGCGGGCAAGAUGACGGUCCUGGAGAGAGAGAAGUUGCCCGGGUGUGAAAACUUGCAAGAGAAAUGGGCUAUGGUUAGUGGUAUUGUUGGUGGAGGGAGGAAACUGGAGAUUGAGUCUUUACGAAACUUGGGUUACGACGUGUAA
Messenger RNA from Lodderomyces beijingensis, 1167 nucleotides. The record is from the annotation of a GenBank genome assembly. Lineage: Eukaryota; Fungi; Ascomycota; Pichiomycetes; Serinales; Debaryomycetaceae.